AGGCUGUUUAGUCUUACUAAACAAAACGGCGAGUGCGGUUCGUAGAAACGGUAAACAGCAAACGAAAUCAAUAUAAUUCAUUGAGGCAAAAUAUAUAUAUAUCUACAUAUAAUUUCCUAAUCGCCUAAGGACAGCGGCGAAAAAUGAGCGCGCUUUCUCAUAUUCGAGCACUAAUAACGGCACUUGUGCUCCUGGCAUGCCUUUCGGCAUCGCAGCAACAUGCACUUGCGCAAAACUAUAGCAGCGGCAUCUUGCGUAUAGCCAAGGCCGCGCAGAUGCGUGCCUACAUCGACCCGGAUAGGGAUUACUGUGCGGACUUUUAUGAGUUUGCUUGCGGCAGAUGGCGCAGACUACAGCCCACCUCCGCAGUCAAACAAAAGACCGCAUAUCUGGAUCAACUGCAGGAUCUGUACGUCCGCAAGAGUGCCGAUAUGCUGCAAAGCGGGCGCGAGUUGGACAACUCAGCCGAUCGCAAACUAACACAAUUUUUCGAGUCCUGUCGCAAUGAAGUGGCCGUACAGAAGUUGGGCGUAGAACCAAUUUUAAAGGAGGUUGACUUUCGUGGUGGUUGGCCAGCGAUUAUGUCAAACAGUUGGUAUGAGUACGAGUAUGACUGGUUGAAGGUAGUUGCUGAGUUGCGUCGUCGCUUGGGUGUGGACAUACUGAUUGGCUUGGAGGUGGUGCCAGACUUCGGUGAGGAGGAUAUGAACCGGCUGAGAGUGGGAGCGCCAAAGCUGACACUGGGCGGAAAGCCAUUGUACUUGGACGAUAGUUAUGAUGACGAGCGUGACGAUUACAAAGAUAAUAUAGCCGAAAAAUUGCAUACAAACUUCCCGAAUAUGGGCGAACGUUGGGCCGAGGAAGUUGCGCAGCAAGUGCUCGAUAUUGAAAGGCAUUUAGCCAAGGGACUGCCAGACAAUCAAAUGUUGACGCUGCUGCAGAGAACGCGUCAACGCUUCGUGAGUGAACUGAAAACCGCUUAUGGCAGAUAUGUCGAUCUUAAUCGCUAUCUAACGAUUGUGCUAAACCAGACUAUUUACUCAAAGGUCUACGAGGCACCUGAAGAGUACCUGUCUAACCUGGUUGAGGUGAUAAGGGAUACGCCUAAAUUACACAUAGCCAACUACACAAUGUGGCGCGUGCUAGAGCAUCUAGAUUUUGGUGGUGAAAUCAAUGUGGCCGACAACGAUAACUGGUGUGUGCGCAAGAUUAUAUCUUUCUUCCCAGUGCAGCUGCAGAGCAUGUUCAAUCGCAACUACAACAGCGUAACGCUAGUCAAUGAGCUACAAUCCACUUGGGCUGAUAUCAAACGCACUUUUCACGAUGAUCUCACGUCAACGCAAUUUGAAUGGCUUUCCGAGAGCUCACGCCGAAACGCCAUACAGAAGUUGGAGAAGAUACGUCUACAAUUGAUAUCGCACCAGGACGUGGAGCUCGCAGAUGAGUUGCGCGACUUAAAUAUACACCAAGGUCAGUACUACAGCAAUUUGAUUAACACGCUUGAAUGGCAGACAAAACAUAACCUGCAAACACUGUUCGCCAAGCCACAGUCAGUGCAACCGGAAGUGAGUUUGCCAAACUACAACCCGUCCAAUAACAACAUCGAGAUACCCAUAACCUUCCUGCAGUCACGUUUCUUCUGGGAUCCUGAGUACCCGCACGCAUUGCGCUAUGCCACACUUGGCUUCCUGUUGGCACACGAAAUGUUGCGCGGCUUCAAUCUAGCCGGACGGCGUUACGAUCAGGAGGGAUACCAGCGCUCCUGGUUGGAUGCGCCAUUAGCGCAGGCGUACGAUAAACGCGCCACUUGCUUCUAUGCAAAUUACUACAAAGAAUUCUAUCAUCGCGAUCACUAUGUUGUUUUGUAUAAAAAACCCGAGGCGGAGAGUGUUUUGGAUAGUGGUGCUUUGGCUAUUGCACAACGCGCCUAUCAACGGUGGUGGGAGAACGUGGCCGAUCGGGAGGAUGUGUUGAGCAAAGAAACGCUGCCGUUGCUGAACCGUACGCCACAACAAUUGUUCUUCAUUGGCUAUGCGCAGUUGUGGUGUGUGGACUACCAUGAAUCGGUGAAGCAGUUCGAUGGUACACCGGAGUCGAUACGUGUGAACACUGCCUUAGCUAAUCUCGGUGAAUUCGCGCGUGAGCUAAAGUGCGAGUUGGGCAGCAAAAUGCAUCCGGCAAAGAAGUGUGUAUUGUUCUAAAUGGAAAUAAUAAUAAUUACGAGAAAAAAGAAAUUAACACGAAAUAUAUGUAACUUUACUUAUCAAACAAUUAGCUGAGUAAUGCGAAAAGUAAUAAACAAAAACUAAUUCAAAUUUAUUUCUUUUUUUUUAAUUAUAAAAUAAACUUUACACAGUUAAUUUAAAAAUAUGAA
Messenger RNA from Rhagoletis zephyria (snowberry fruit fly), 2374 nucleotides. RefSeq names its product Neprilysin-like 15 (gene Nepl15). NCBI's taxonomy places the organism in Eukaryota, Metazoa, Arthropoda, Insecta, Diptera, Tephritidae. Gene Ontology annotation, molecular function: metalloendopeptidase activity. Gene Ontology annotation, biological process: protein processing. Gene Ontology annotation, cellular component: plasma membrane. The record is from RefSeq and is a predicted model, not a curated record.